This is a messenger RNA of Rubroshorea leprosula, 621 nucleotides long. The record is from the annotation of a GenBank genome assembly. NCBI's taxonomy places the organism in Eukaryota, Viridiplantae, Streptophyta, Magnoliopsida, Malvales, Dipterocarpaceae.
AAAAAAAUCUAUGCAUAAAGCCUUUUUUUUAAUGGGUACAGUAAUUUGGUAGUGCUCUAAAUGCUGCAACUGUGGAGAAAUAUGGAACAAUGGAAGCAGUGGAAAAAGUGCAGCAUGCUUCAUCAAGACAUAUGAGAGCCAACCUUUUCACUUGUUAAGCAGCUCCACAACAUUGGUGUCUCAUUCCACUAGAGGAGCUUGAGAAAGUUAGUGAGGUGGAAAAUUGCAGAAAUGGAUACUUCAAUGUCUCCGGGAUCAGCAAGGACCUUGGAUUUAAAGCAAAAAGGAUUGGCCACAGGCAUUCAUAGAUGUGCUAGGAGAAAGCGCAAUAUAUAAAGCUUCUUUUUUUUGGCAGCACAUUGAGGAAAAGCAAGAACUUAGCUUUUACUCUUUUCCUGGCAGGAUAAAGAAGAUGCUAGAAGAGGUGAUGUAGAAGGAAUCUUCAGCCAGAGAAAAAGAAUUGGGGCUAGCCAAAAAGCUCCUCAAAGGUUUGAGUGAGAUUGCCAAAACAAUUUUGAACUUCGGAUCUAAGGCAAAUAUUGCCGUUGGAUCUUCACAUUGUUCUCUUCCAUGUUGCUGAAGUUUGCCCCUCUUUCUCUUCAAUAAAAAAUGGUAUUGAAC